Messenger RNA from Chanos chanos (milkfish), 1888 nucleotides. Its product is annotated as lysosomal protective protein. Lineage: Eukaryota; Metazoa; Chordata; Actinopteri; Gonorynchiformes; Chanidae. The record is from RefSeq and is a predicted model, not a curated record. The transcript is spliced from 11 exons. Gene Ontology annotation, biological process: proteolysis. Bases 112 to 1494 code for a protein of 460 amino acids. Gene Ontology annotation, molecular function: serine-type carboxypeptidase activity.
GUGUGUUGUGUUUGUGAGAUUUGCGAUUCAGGGACUCUUUCCGUAUUAACUGGUUGAAAUCGACCCGAAAAGCUGUUAUUCUGAGGUGUGUUUUGUGGCUGAGGUACAGUCAUGCCUCUGCGUUAUUACCUUUGUUUUUUUGCCGUUUUGCUUCAUGCAGCUUGGGCCAUGUAUGACCCAGACGAAGUAGUUCAUCUGCCGGGGAUGUCUUUCAAACCUAACUAUCGGCAGUGGUCAGGAUAUCUAAAGGCCGGAGCAGGGAAAUUCUUUCACUACUGGUUUGUGACAUCGCAGAGGGACCCCCUUAAGGAUCCCUUGUUGCUGUGGCUGAAUGGCGGACCAGGAUGCAGCUCUUUAGAUGGUUUUCUGUCAGAAAACGGUCCCUUUCAUGUGAAUAACGAUGGAGCCACUUUGUAUGAGAAUGAGUUUAGUUGGAAUAAAAUUGCCAAUGUUCUGUAUCUGGAGUCUCCUGCUGGUGUGGGCUAUUCUUACUCGGACGAUAAACAAUAUGCGACUAACGAUGAUCAGGUGGCAGAUGAUAACUACCGUGCCUUGCAGAGUUUCUUCUUAAAGUUCCCUAAUUUCACCCAAAACGAGUUCUACAUUUUUGGUGAGAGUUAUGGUGGUAUCUAUGCUCCUACACUAAGCUUGCGAGUUGCAACUGGAGGCGCUCUCAAAACCAACUUCAAGGGAUUCGCUGUUGGAAAUGGCAUCAGUAGCUUUGCUCUAAAUGACCAGUCGCUGGUUUAUUUUGGAUACUACCAUGGCCUGUUUGGAGAAGAUCUCUGGAGAGAUUUGAAUGAGAACUGUUGUGACAAAGGAGUCUGUAACUUUUACAACAACACUGCAGAGGGCUGUGCUAUUGCGGUUGGUCAGGCAUUUCGUAUUGUGUACGAGUCUGGGCUGAAUGAAUAUGCUCUGUACCUGGACUGUGCUGGUGGGGCCAGGUCUCAGGGAGCCUAUCAGAGGACCAUGUUCCACUUGUACAGGAACUACAGGGAACACUGGAAAAAAGUUCAGUCAGUAGGUGGUGCCCCAUCUCUAGGUGAGGUGCCUCCAUGCAUCAACAGCACAGCUCAGAUGAACUGGCUUAACCGAGGAGAUGUCAGGAAGGCCCUGCAUAUUCCCGACAUUCUGCCGGCGUGGGACAUUUGCAGUGAUGAGGUGGGUGCGCUCUACCGUACACUCUACCCCACAGUAAAGGAUGUGUAUGAGAAGUUACUGGCUCUGGGCCUCAGAGCGCUGGUGUAUAAUGGAGAUACAGACAUGGCCUGCAACUUCCUUGGUGAUCAGUGGUUUGUUGAACAGCUUGGGCAGAAGGCAACAUCACCAUAUCAGCGUUGGCUUUUUGAUGACCAGAUUGCAGGAUUCUACCAACAGUUUGGCAACAUUACCUUUCUCACAGUCAAAGGUGCUGGUCACAUGGUACCACAAUGGGCUCCAGGACCAUCCUUUCACAUGCUGCAGAGUUUCUUGUCCAACAAGCCUUACUGAGAUCCAGAUGUGUACCUGUGCCUUGUUUACUUUGAGUGGUGGAGGAGAAGCUGUGAGUGGUGUUAUGCUGAUUGAACCAAACUGUUUCCUCAGGGUGUAUUAUAUGAGCACUUUUGUUUAAUAAAUGGAUGGGACUGAUUAUGGUUUGAAGUUUAUUCUGUCUUUCAGCCUUUUGUGUGAGUGAUAUUUGACACGAGUGAUUCACUGGCUUGAUGGUAAAACCUGUGAUCUACCAAUCCAUUAUGGGUUGACAACUUUGUUCCACAAACUUCUAAUAUGUGUAACACACUCUUUGCUGUUUGUCAUUUUCAUUUUUAAGUCUGUGGCAGUAUCCCUUCUGAUAAAUCUGGUCUUGUAUUAACUCAUCAUUUUAAGUGUGUCAAAAGAGCAGAAC